ACGCGAGAUCCUCGUAGGCACACCCGCACACCACAGCAGGAAGCUGCUGCUUCCGCUGUCCGCCUCCGCCACCUCGCCGCUGGCUUCCUACUCGAGCGACCCAAACUAGGGUUCGCGCUCGCGCCAGGCCACCUCCAUUCUGCCCGAUCCGCUUCCGCCCGGAGGCUUCCUAGGGGCUUGCUGGAAGGGGAUAGGCAUUCGGUUUUCCAUUACUUUUACAGGGUUAGUUUCGAUGAGUCCAUCAAGAAGCAGGAGCAGGAGCAGGAGUAGGAGCCAGAGUCGCAGCAGAAGCAGGAGCCGCAGUCCUAGGCGAAGAGAUAGGUUGCGCAGUGAACGUGCACCCCGCCGCAGUCGCAGUCGCAGUCGCAGCAGGAGCCGCAGCCCAUACCGUCGCAGAGAACGACGUGGCAACAGGGAUUUUAUGUGCAAGAACUGCCGGAGACCUGGACACUACGCUAAGGAUUGCCCAUCUGCGGCUACAUGCAAUAACUGUAAUCUUCCAGGCCACUUCGCAGCAGAAUGCACCUCAGCAACUGUUUGCUGGAACUGCAAGGAAUCUGGGCACAUUGCCACUGAGUGCAAGAAUGAGGCCCUGUGCCACACAUGCAAUAAAACGGGUCAUUUGGCACGAGAUUGCCCUACUUCAGGGUCUAACGUUAAGCUAUGCAACAAUUGUUUUAAGCCAGGCCACAUUGCUGUUGACUGCACCAAUGAACGGGCCUGCAACAACUGCCGUCAACCUGGACACAUAGCUCGGGAGUGCAAGAACGACCCGGUUUGCAACCUGUGCAAUGUCUCUGGUCAUGUAGCCCGCAGCUGUCCAAAGACAACUCUGGCUUCAGAGAUACAGGGAGGCCCGUUCCGUGAUAUCCUCUGCCGCAUCUGUGGCCAGCCAGGACACAUCAGCCGCAACUGCAUGGCAACCAUCAUCUGCGACACAUGCGGUGGGAGGGGGCACAUGUCAUAUGAGUGCCCGUCGGCCAGGAUAUUCAAUCGCGGUCUCCGCCGGUUCUGAAAACCAUUAACAAGGAUAUGUUAUCAAGGGCUCCGCUGGUUUCAUGGUUGAAUUUCGUGUUGUUUCAUUUGUUCCUGACGAAUACUGGAUAUAGCCCUUUGUGCGCCAAACAGCGAUGUACCAUUUCAUGUGAAAAAUUGCCAGGCCCAAGUCAUGCACUCAUGCUCCAUCUGUGUUUUGUGUUUUUUGAUCGCCUGUUUUCACCAUGUUUGGCUUCACCCUUAUCAUGUGCUGAAGUUUCAUGUAGUGCUGUGAAAUUCUUAUGGUGA
Molecule: messenger RNA, 1284 nt
Organism: Setaria italica (foxtail millet)
Lineage: Eukaryota; Viridiplantae; Streptophyta; Magnoliopsida; Poales; Poaceae
Product: zinc finger protein GIS2
Exons: 5
Coding region: 233-1015 (260 amino acids)
Molecular function (GO): nucleic acid binding; zinc ion binding
Source: RefSeq, a predicted model, not a curated record